This is a messenger RNA of Asterias rubens (European starfish), 2046 nucleotides long. RefSeq names its product sodium- and chloride-dependent GABA transporter 1-like. Lineage: Eukaryota; Metazoa; Echinodermata; Asteroidea; Forcipulatida; Asteriidae. Bases 1 to 2046 code for a protein of 681 amino acids. The record is from RefSeq and is a predicted model, not a curated record. Gene Ontology annotation, cellular component: membrane. The transcript is spliced from 12 exons. Gene Ontology annotation, biological process: sodium ion transmembrane transport.
AUGGCUGACUUGAAGUCAGAGAUAGCGCUGAAUGGAGAUGUUGUGGGUGGAAAGACGCAUCUGAACGGCGGGGUUGAGAAGGAGAUGAUGCCCAUCGAUAUGGGGAAGAUGAUGAUGGACGAUGAUGAUGAGCUUAAUGAAGAGGAGGAGGAAGUUGAAAGAGAAGGAUGGGGGAACAAGAUGGACUUCAUCAUGGCGUGUAUUGGUUACGCCGUGGGGUUAGGAAACGUCUGGAGGUUCCCGUACCUUUGCUACAAGAAUGGAGGAGGAGCCUUUUUGAUCCCGUAUUUCAUCUCAUUGGUCAUGUGUGGUGUACCAAUCUUCUUAAUGGAAGUAUCUCUGGGACAGAUGUUACAGACAGGUGGCAUCAGUACAUGGGAUUUAUUCCCAGCAAUAAAAGGUGUUGGUCUGGCCGCCGCCACAAUCGCCGCCAUGCUGAACGUGUACUACAUCAUCAUCGUGUCGUGGUCUCUCUUCUACAUGUUUGUUUCUUUCACGUCCGUAUUGCCGUGGAACGACUGUAAAAAUUACUGGAACAAUGAGUAUUGCAGCGAACUUGAACUUCAGGCAAAUUUGACCAAGGAGGUCAGGCAGGAAUAUUUCCUGUCUUUGAAUGGGUCUCUACUGCCGAAGGUUAUGGGCGAGUCACCAGCGGAGCAGUACUGGGAGAGAAGAGUUCUUCAUAUUAGUUCCGGCUUUGAGGAGAUUGGAAGUAUUCGUUGGGAUCUUCUUGGUUGUCUGGCUCUGGCCUGGGUACUGACUUUCCUCUGCAUUUGGAAAGGUGUCAAAACGACCGGAAAGAUCGUCUGGUUUACGGCUCUUAUUCCUUACGUCAUCCUUUUGAUUCUCCUCAUCAAUGGACUCCUCCUGGAAGGCUCAACGGCUGGUAUAAUUUAUUAUGUCACUCCAACCUUUGAUAAGCUGACGGAACCAACGGUAUGGGUAGAUGCAGCGACGCAGAUCUUCUUUUCGUACGGUGUUGGUAUUGGUUCUCUCAUCUCACUCGGUAGCUACAACCCCUACCGGAAUAACUGCUUGAUUGAUACUAUUGUCGUGGGUAUCGUUAAUGCGGGUACCAGUCUGUUCGCUGGUUUCGUCAUCUUUGCCAUUCUUGGCUACAUGGCAUUCAUACAAGAAGUAGACAUACAAGAUGUUGCUGAUGAAGGUCCUGGUUUGGCGUUUGUUGCGUAUCCCACGGCGGUGAAUACGAUGCCUGGAGCUCCAUUCUGGUCAAUCUUGUUCUUUGCUAUGUUAGUCAUGCUGGGAUUAGAUAGUCAGUUUUGCGUCGUAGAGGGCUUCAUUACGUCACUCAUGGAUGGUUUCCCAGAGUUCAGGCUGAGACAGAGACGCACCAUCUUCGUCAUCUCGAUUUGCGUCAUAGAUUUCUUCCUAGGGUUAUUGUGCAUAACCGAAGGUGGAAUGUACAUGUUCCAAUUGCUGGAUUCGUUUGCAGCGAGUGGUAUGCCUUUACUGUGGGUCGCAAGCUGGGAAUGUAUCACAAUAUCGUAUGGCUACGGUAUUAGGAAAUACUACAAUGACGUCAGCACUAUGUUAACCUUCACCCCAGGGUGGUUCUGGCCGUUCAGCUGGGCUAUCCUUACCCCUGUCGUCACAAUUGCAAUAUUUUUAUUCAGUCUGAUUGAUUAUUCCACUCCUAAAUACGGCGAGGAUUACUAUUUCCCAAUAUCCGGGGAGAUCUUGGGCUGGAUGAUGUCAAUAGCCUCUAUGCAGUGGGUCAUCACUUAUGCUGUGUACCUCUUUAUCGUUACGCCAGGAUCAUUCAAAGAGCGAAUUCAUUAUAUGGUAACUCCUCGAAUAUUCCCCAAAGAGAAAGAGAAUCCACUCCCAGUGGAAGAUGUGAGCGUCCACGGAAACUCAGACGUGUCGACAGACCGUACAUCGGAAGAUGUCAUCCCACCAACCUACAAGAAGACCGUUACAGAAGGCGCUGAGACCGAAAACUCCUACGACAAUAUCGCAUUCACGAAGGACAACGGCGAGGUUCGUGUGGACGUUGGUGUUGAAGAAGAGGUAGCCUCUUUGUAA